This is a messenger RNA of Hippocampus zosterae (dwarf seahorse), 5791 nucleotides long. It is a transcript of the gene gpr179, whose product is annotated as G protein-coupled receptor 179. Gene Ontology annotation, biological process: G protein-coupled receptor signaling pathway. Gene Ontology annotation, molecular function: G protein-coupled receptor activity. The record is from RefSeq and is a predicted model, not a curated record. Bases 641 to 5791 code for a protein of 1716 amino acids. Gene Ontology annotation, cellular component: membrane. Lineage: Eukaryota; Metazoa; Chordata; Actinopteri; Syngnathiformes; Syngnathidae. The transcript has 12 exons.
UAAAAGCGCAUCCAGCAAGUCUCUUGGUCGGAUGCGUUAAUCCCGAUUGAUGCACAGCUUAACCCUGGUUUCUCUCUCACACACACACACGCACGCACGCACACACACCAGAUGUCCUCUCACUCUCAUCACCUUUGAGCAAGCCCCCUGUGUGAGGGAAGGACGGGAGGAACAAAAAAGAAAAAAAAAGAGAGAGAGAGCGAGAGAUGAGAAGCCGGACGAUAGAUGAGUGUCAUCACCAGAGCUUCAGAAAACUCUCGUGGAGCCACAGGCAACGGAGCGGCACGGGACCACAGAAGAACAACAAAUUGGGGAGCUCCUCCUCAGUUGCCGGCGAUAUAUCUGUCAACAAAAACACGGCAGAGUAGAAGAAGAAAAAGGCUGCGGGCGUCCUCACCAGGACCGGACCUGGUGAUGCAUCUGUAGACAAGAGGCAGCGGGAGAAGAAGAAGAAAGUUGGGGCUUCCUCCUCCUCACUUCUUGGCCAUCUAUCUGCAAACCGAAGAAGAAGCAGAGAAAAUUUGGAGUUCCUCCUCAGCAGGACAUCUGACCACGAAGCAGCGUUUUGCUCACCGAGGUUGACAAUGAGGUUGUGCAGCCAAAGUCCGCUCCCGUUGUCGGCGCUGCAGAUGCUCUUCAUAUGAUCCGUGGUGCCGGUCACGUCCUCUCCAGGGAAGCCUCCAGAAUGUUUCCACUUGUUCUGAUUUUACUGCCGUCGCUGGCCAGGGGGCAGGUGACCGCCGACGCCAGGAACGUCAGCGAUUUGCUGGACGCCAGCUCGCCUGAACCUUCGAGCGCCUCCUCGGACCCGGGCGGCGCGGCGGGUACCUCGGAAGCUCCGCCGCAGGAUGACUGGUCAGCGGCGGAGAGCUUCCUGUACACGGGGGACUCAUCCGCUGCGGGGGUGGCGCGCUGCUCUCGGGCCUACAGCGCCCCCGCGCAGCCGGGGCCGCUUCCCGGGGGCAUGCGCGCCGCCCUCGGGCCGGCCCUGGACGCGCUGGCCAACACGGCCAACUUCCUCAACAUGAUCUUCCAGGCCAGCGACCUGCGCGAGAGCUCCGUUCCCGAAGACAUGGAGUGGUACCAUGCCCUGGUCCGAGCCCUGCUGGAAGCCGGCGGGCCGAUCCGCCGGGCGCUGCUCACCUUCGACUGCGAUCCGACCGGCGGCGCCCCCCAACUGGUGCUGCGGGCCAGCCGCGGCCCCCCGACGGGGGCGCCCAGCGUCCUCCUCCAGGACUUGUCCAAGACGUGGGACCGCCUGCACCCGCCCCCACCGGCCCCGGACGACGGCUGGUUCCGGCGCUUCAAGUUCCCCGACCCCGCGCGGCCGCCCGCGCUCGCCAAGAGGGUCCUGCUCAACGACCUGAGCACCUUGGAGACGCCCAAGUGGGGGCGGGGGGACAGCUACGUGAGCAACAGGAGCGGCGUCCGCUGGGGCCCCGCCCCUUACCUGGACUGCAAAGACGGCCACUUCGCGCCCAGGUGGAUGCUCACCUUGUCCGCCGCCUUCUAUGGCCUCAAGCCCGACCUCAGCCCCGAGUUCAGGGGUGUGAUCCGCGUGGACGUGGACAUCCAGGACAUGGACGUGGACCAGUGCACCACCCAGGACGGAUGGUUUGCCGACACGCACCAGUGCAACCGCACCAGCAUGGAGUGCGUGCCGAUCAGCGGGCGAGGCUUCCGGCUGGGUCAGUACUGCUGCCGCUGCAAAGACGGAUACUACAACCCGGACGAUCAGGACGCAGAUGCCAGCGAUGACGGUGGCAGCGCCUGUUUCCCAUCCUUGCCGGUGUGCGCGCCCUGCUGGCCGGGUUGCGGGAGAUGCCGGGACGGCGCCCCCUGUCGGGUGCGGGAGGACGGGCCCCUGAGGGCCGCCAUCAUGGCCGCCCAGGGGACCUUGAUGGCGCUGGUUUUUGUCAGCAUGCUGGCCGCCUACCGACAUCGCAGGAACAGGAGGAUUCGUGCGUCGGGCCUCCUGUUGCUGGAGGCCAUCCUCUUUGGUUCGCUGCUCCUCUACUUCCCGGUGUUCAUCUUGUACUUCAAGCCGAGCACCUUCAGGUGCAUCCUGCUUCGCUGGGUCCGCAUGUUGGGCUUUUCCAUCGUCUACGGCACGCUCACUCUCAAAAUGUACAGGGUUCUGAAGGUGUUCCUGUCGCGCACGGCCCACCGGGUUCCCUACAUGUCCAGCGUGCACCUGCUGAGGAUGCUGGGCGUCAUGCUGAUGACGGCCAGCUGGUUCCUGUGCGCCUGGACGGUGGCCGUCCUCCAGAACCGAGACAGGAACAUUCCCGUCAUCGUCAGCACCACCACAGCGCGGGGUCAGGGUUUCGACCUUUGCUACCUGGACCGCUGGGACUACAUGAUGGCCGUUGCCGAGCUUCUGUUCCUGUGCUGGGGCAGUUCCCUAUGGGCCGCCGUCCGGCCGGUGCCCUCGGCCUUCCACGAGCCUCGCUACAUGGGCAUCGCCAUCCACAACGAGCUGCUCCUCUCCACAUUGUUCCACCUGUGCCGGUUUACGUUUCCUUCUAUGCAUCCCGACUGGAUGCUACUGCUCUCCUUCGCACACACCCACGUGACCGUCACCGUGACACUAGGCCUGAUCUUCAUCCCCAAGUUCCUGCACACGAGCAAAGCCGGCAGGGAGGAGAUCGCCGCCGAGGUGUAUGAGGACGAGGUGGACCUGCGCCGUUCUUACCUCAACAGCAGCUUUCGCUCAGCGUGGAGCGAGCGCAGUGUGGACCCCGAUGACUUUCGGGAUGAGCUCAAGAGAUUAUACGCCCAGUUGGAAGUCAACAAUGCCAAAAAGAUGACGGCAAACAACCCUCACCUGUCAAAGAAGCCGAGUUCUCGAUGCGCCUUGGGUCGAUCAAUUAUCAAGCGUCUCGCCGAGAUCCCACUGAGCCGGCGGUGCAGUCGCGAGGACCGAGACGGAUCCUUCCGGAGCAGGAAUCACUCCGGGUCUUUCAGGAGAACCCCAGACAACCUCAGCAUCAGGGGUUCCAUGAAGUCCAGAUCCCCAUCGCUACGCAAGUCCCAGUGCGAUCAUUAUUUCAUGCGGGAGAGGGACUCUUCCUUGCGAGGUUCCUCCAGGCUCGGGGCCGACGUUGUGAAAAGAUCUUCCCAAAGAUCAGAGACGGACUCUUUUGAGAUGCGCCCGGCAGUCUGCAAAUCGGUUAGCGCCCAAAAUCUGACCAUCGAUACCAAUUUCUUGCACCUCCCAGAUCACACCAGGCUUCACAAGUCGUGGAGUCUCACAUCCACUCACUCCAUGGAGAACACAUCCAAGGGCAACGGAUCCAGCCUCUCCAUUGGCGAACAGACCAGGAGUGCGCUACAGUCGGAGUCUUUUGACAAGGCUGAGGUUUGUCCUUGGGAGGUGGCGCAGGAACAAUCAGGCGAGAAGAGCCACAAGCGUGUCACCUACGCCAACUCGCCGGAGGACGAGCCGCAAAGUCCGUCCUCGCCGGUUGCUCUCGUCUGUCCCUGGGACCAUUUACCGCCUGCGAAGAAUGACCUGUCGCUAGACAAAGGGGACGCCGAGUGCCCCGAAGUCCCAGUAUCAGCAAGUGCACCGGGAUCUCCUAGACCAAAAGCCAAUAAAGAACAUAGGGUUUUUUCCUUCCGGAACCCCACCACCAAGUGGCUCUCUGUUAAAUCCAUCAUGGCAUCGGUGGAAGCGGCUGGCAAAUGGAGCAAGGAUGAAACCUUAAAUAGAGAGGGCGAACAAAAAAGCCAAGAAAGCGGCUCGACGCCAUGCAGGUCGGCAACGUCCAGUCGGCGUCCAAGCAUGGAGAAGAGGACACUGCAGAAGAGAAGCAUGACAACCGCAGAUGGGAAACCAUGUCUCGUAAAGCAGAACGCCAUCAGACUGUCCUCUGGGGAUUCAUCUGACAGGAGUCCCAGAAGGUUGGUGAUUGUCAGGUCGGCCAUCUAUCCGGUAGAUGGGGACGACGCGCCAAAGGACGGAACGCACGAAAAUCUAUACCUGUCCAGGCACAGCAGUAAACGAAGCAGCAUCAGCUCCUGCAGCUCGAGGACACCAUCAACUCACAGAAGAGGAAGUAAACGAAUGGCAGCACCGGUAUCGAAAACUGUCUCAAACACAGAUGCUUGUCCACGGGACAGACUUGUGGAGGCGGCAAAGAAGCACCAUAGCCUGAAAGCAGACGUUUGCCCGUGGGAAACGGUAACAUCCCAACGAACCGGCGUGUGUCCUUGGGAAUCUCAACAGCAAGAGACGGUGACAAGGCAGGACAGUGGCCGGGGGGAUGUGUGUCCAUGGGAGUCCCAAGAUUUCCCGGAACGUUCGGACGUCAAAGCGGCAAAGACGCAACUGUCUCUGAAGAGAUCCGCUGACGUUUGUCCCUGGGAGGCGGCAGAAACUCCCGUACCCGUCAUCAAACAAGAUAGCAAGUAUGCCGACGUUUGCCCUUGGGAAACGGAGACUGUGUAUGAGAACGUAAAUCCUGUGCAGACGAAGGGAUCCCUCAAGGUACCCUCGCGGCACGAAGCGACAAAAGCUGCCGUCUUCCCCGGGGCGUCAAAAGACCAGCUUCCUAAAUCUCCUGCUCGGCAUCUGGAGCGGAGAAUGGCGGAGAGGGAAGAAAGUUGUAAGUGGGACUUCCCAGACCCGCCAAAAAUGAUGGAUGACAUUCGUCUUCUGGAGGACGGGGAAGCAGAACAAAGGGUCUCCCCUUCGCAAAUGACAAUCAAGGCCGAUAUCUGUCCCAGGGAUGCUGGACAACAGGACAAACUGAAGGCCCCACAAAAAGCCAACUUGCCCCUGGAUGCCCAAAAAGAGGCACCGAGCGUUAGAGGAAAUAUUUGCCCCUGGGAGACUGAAACGUCAGAUUCCGCAAAAACAGAGCUCUUGAACUGGCCCCAAAACGGCAGACAAAAUAGCGGCCGUUCAAAAGUCUGCCUGUGGGAAAGUGAGGACACCGCAACGGUCAAAAUGGGGGCAUCGCAUGGAGGAAGAAUCGAGAACUGGAAUGUUGGCCACGGGCAGGACGGCGCUCGUGGGGAUGUUUGUCCUUGGGAGACAAAAGAACCAAAGGGCCUGAAAAACAAGGACAGUUCUCGAGAAAGUGUUUGUCCGUGGGAGACGGAACAAGCACAUUCUGCUCAAAGGCAAGACCAAACAAGCGGAGACGUUUGUCCUUGGAGGACAGAUGAGCCAAAUGUCCUGAGAAAGCAGGACAGUUCUCGGGAAAACGUUUGUCCAUGGGAGACAGGAGAACCAAAGGCCCUCAAAAAGCAGGACACUUCUCGGGAAAACCUUUGUCCAUGGGAGAAAGAGGAACCAAAAGUUCUCAAGAAGCAGGACAGCUCUCGGGCUAGCGUCUGCCCGUGGGAGACUGAGGACACUGCAGUGCUCGAAAAGGAAGAACGUUUACGUCCCCGUGUUUGCCCGUGGGAAACGGGAGCAGCAAGAGGGAUUAAAGACCAGAGCGACCCCGGUACUCAGGAUUGUCCCGGCGAUAUGCCGCACCGCCAAACAUCGAGCUUCUCCGGCAGCGACAAAGAAAACGUACCGGAUAACCGGGCCGUAAAGACGGAGGAGCCGUCGGAGGAGCCGUCGGAGGAGCCGUCAGACGAGGCGAAAGCCAGCUUGGCGCUGGGCCGCCGUGACGCCUUGUGCCCCUGGGAGAUGGAUCCAAGUGGCUUGGGAUCCUUCACGGACAACAACUCUGACGUUUUCACAUGGGAGCCUGAGAACAUCCCUGAGGAAGACGAGGAAGACGAUGCCGAAUGCGCCGCAGAAGCGCUCAUAUUCCCUCCUGACUUGUGA